AUGAUCAAAGACCACUUUGAACCUUUGUCUGUUCAUUUUUAUGUUACAGCUCGCCGUUUGAACGAAUAUAUCCGCCACUACGAACCACUCUCUUAUCCCACCGAAGAGGUCCACCGAGGUCACUUGAGGGCCAAGAGGUCGGUUACCCGCGACAAUUCCGUGACUCUGAAGUUUCGCUCGCACGGAAGGGACUUCCACAUUCGGUUGAAGCGAGAUCUGGCUACCUUUAGCAAUAAUUUAAUUAUCGAAGGGCCGUCCGGUCAAACGGAAGACCUCGAUACGUCCCAUAUUUACCAGGGCCACUUAGUCGGUGAGCCCGGUAGUCACGUGUUCGGAAGUAUCAGCGACGGUGUUUUCCACGGGAAAAUCAUAUCGCCCCGUGGUGGCGCGUGGUACGUGGAAAAGGCGUACUAUUAUUUUCCCCCACACGAGAUAAAUGACACGUUGCAUUCCGUCAUCUAUCAUGAAAAUAACGUGGACGAUCCGUACGCCCAUCUUCGAAAAGGUGAAACGGGAGGUUGCGGUAUCACCGAUGACGUGGUGGAGUGGAUGGACAGGAUACAAAAUUCCGCGGAACCGGACGAGGAACGUCCGGUGACCGAGAAGAAAUCCGAUCCGCCGCCGAUGGUGAAACCGUGGAACGGUGAUCAGGAGUCGCCCGGUCACAAGUAUUCGAGAGAAGCUAACGAGCCUAGCCACAGAAGGACGCGGAGGGCGACCAGGCCGAAGGAGGAUAAGAAGAAUAACACUUGUUCCCUUUUCAUUCAAACCGAUCCCCUAAUAUGGAGACACAUAUCGGAACAGUUACAUCACGACGCGGAGAAGACCAGGGAGGAGAUACUGUCUCUGAUCGCGCAUCACGUCACCGCGGUGAAUUACAUUUACAGAGACACCAGAUUCGACGGGAGGAUCAAGCAUAGAAACAUUAAGUUCGAGGUGCAACGGAUAAAGAUCGACGACGACACGGCGUGCACUCCCCAACAAACGUACGGCGAGCCAAAUCCUUUCUGCAUGGAGAACAUCGACGUCAGUAACUUUUUAAAUUUGCAUUCGCUCGGCAACCACGAGGAUUUCUGCCUCGCGUACGUGUUCACCUACAGAGAUUUUACUGGCGGUACUCUUGGUCUUGCCUGGGUAGCAUCCGCAUCUGGCGCAUCCGGUGGCAUUUGCGAGAGAUACAAAACGUAUACGGAAACGGUUGGGGGGAUGUACCAGUCUACCAAGAGAUCUUUGAACACUGGGAUCAUCACUUUCGUCAAUUACAACAGCAGAGUGCCUCCGAAAGUGUCGCAGCUGACGUUGGCUCACGAGAUAGGGCACAAUUUUGGAUCCCCUCACGAUUUCCCACCCGAGUGUAGACCAGGUGGUCUCCAUGGAAAUUACAUCAUGUUUGCGUCGGCGACGAGCGGAGACCGGCCGAACAACAGCAAAUUUUCGAAAUGCAGUAUUGGGAAUAUCAGUAACGUGCUGGACGCCAUAGAAGAUAAGAAGAAGAAAAAUUGUUUCACUGCCUCUGCCGGAGCUUUCUGCGGUAAUAAGAUAGUGGAAGCUGGGGAAGAGUGCGAUUGCGGGUACGACGAUAAUGAAUGCGUGGAUAAGUGUUGUUAUCCGAGGCAGAUAUCAGAUUUGGAUAAAAUGAAGAACGACACGGCGAAGGGUUGUACCAGAAAAUCCGGAACGCAAUGCAGUCCAAGCCAAGGGCCUUGUUGUUCGAGCGAGUCGUGCCAGUUCGUUCCCCUCUCCAAAAACGUUCAAUGCAAGGCUGAAUCGGAUUGCAGUUACAAUUCGACUUGUAACGGGCGAUCCUCCGAGUGUCCUCCGCCGUUGCCAAGAGCCAAUAAGACUAGAUGUAACGAGGGAACUCAGUUGUGCAUCAACGGCGAGUGUACGGGAUCGAUUUGCCUCGAAUGGAACUUGACCGAGUGCUUUUUAACCAGUAACGUAAUUCCAAACAUCGAUAAACGUAAAUUGUGCGAAUUAGCCUGUCAAAAUGGAACCGAUCCAUCCACCUGCCGUAGCACCAGCGAAUUUGCGCAUGUAGUCGGUCUACCCGAAGGUGGAAUUAGCCUCAGACCUGGAUCACCCUGCGAUAAUUUUCAAGGGUAUUGUGAUGUAUUUUUGAAGUGUAGAGCCGUUGACGCAGAAGGACCAUUAGCCAGAUUGAAAAAUCUUUUAUUCAAUAAGGAUACAUUGCGUACGGUAGCACAAUGGAUAACCGAAUUUUGGUGGGCGGCAGUAUUGAUGGGAAUAGCUUUCAUUAUUUUCAUGGGUUUGUUCAUCAAGUGCUGCGCUGUUCACACUCCAUCGAGUAAUCCUAAGAAACCACCGGCCAGACGUAUUAGCGAUACUCUAAGAAGACCGAUGAAUACUUUGAGAAGAAUGCGACAUCCACACGGAGGUGGAGCAGGUCCCAGAAGUAUACCUCCCAGACAAGGUCAAGGAGGACAUGGUACUAGGGGACCCUCUCACGGUUAUGGAGAGGGUAGAGGUGCUCAGUAUUAUCCGAAAGGCUAUCGCUCGGUUCCCACAGCUAGUGCGCCACCCAGUAGCAGCGCAGCACCCAACUACGCCCGGUCCAACCAUCCCGAAUUGUACGCAGGCGCCUAUUCGGGCUCCGGGGGAGGGGGGAGGGCCUCAGCCUACGAGAUGAGGCAUCACAACAAGGUGUGACGAUCCUAGAGAACUGCAACCAAGAACAAGGGACGGUCACGACGUUGCACCGUAAAUUGUUCUCUUGUUUAAUGCCAAACUGUGAAACGAGCCGAUCCACCCGACACAUCUCCUCUCAAGAUCGAUCGAAUCAAUGGAAGGAAUAUCCACUACGACGUAAUCGAAUGUAUUUGAAAGUAUCGAAGAUCGCCGAUCUACGUUUUCAUUUCAAGUAAACUCGCGCAAAGGGACUACUGGUUCGGAAUUGUAUAAAUUGGUGAAGUGUAUUAUAUAUAUAUGAUCAAUGGUGAUAUAUCGAGACUUCUCGUUUGACGUUGAUUUUUUUUUUUUUUUUUUUUUAUCGGCAAAAUAUAUACGAGGACAUCGACGUUGCGGGAAAAAAAAAAAAAACGAAACGAAUGAACAGCGUUGUGAACGUGAUAGAUCGUAAAACUCAAAAAAAUCGUUAAAAGACUAAAAAUAUUAUCGUACGAUUUUAUGUAAACUCGUCUUUUUAAAUGUUUCCUGCAAAUUCCUUCGUGUUGCCAAUAAGUAUUUUUCACGAUCAAAAUUGCGAAGCUUUUUUAAGACAAACUUCUUCUUCUUAAUGCCCACGAAAUUCUUCGAUGUAAACGUCAACCAAACCGAAUCAAACCGAAUUAUGGAGAUUUAUUUCUUGUGGACAACGCUGGAUUGCGGUAAUAUAUUGAACGCAACGUAUUUUUGUCGUUCGAUAUUAAGAACAUUUAUAUGGCCAAGGUUGCAUAGUAGUGUUUACGCCUCGAUUUCUUGUGAUGAAGUCGAAUUGCGUGUUUUUCGCUUCGGAAAGCGCAUACUUUUAUACUUGGAGACUGUUGGUUAGAAGAGAAAGGGAAGUUCAAAGGGAGGACGGAGACGACAAUAUAUAUUUGGAAUAAGUGUUAGGAUGAUAAUCGUAAUUUUUGAAAAGCUCCCAUUGAACAUACCUUGUGCCUUUUAACUCAUAUACGCAAUUGUUAUGUACGUUAUUCUAU
Apis dorsata (giant honeybee) is the source of this 3662-nucleotide messenger RNA. It is a transcript of the gene kuz, whose product is annotated as disintegrin and metalloproteinase domain-containing protein 10. Gene Ontology annotation, cellular component: plasma membrane. The coding region runs from base 1 to 2670 and encodes 889 amino acids. The transcript has 14 exons. Gene Ontology annotation, molecular function: metalloendopeptidase activity. Gene Ontology annotation, biological process: membrane protein ectodomain proteolysis; Notch signaling pathway. The record is from RefSeq and is a predicted model, not a curated record. NCBI's taxonomy places the organism in Eukaryota, Metazoa, Arthropoda, Insecta, Hymenoptera, Apidae.